This is a messenger RNA of Nezara viridula (southern green stink bug), 384 nucleotides long. The record is from the annotation of a GenBank genome assembly. NCBI's taxonomy places the organism in Eukaryota, Metazoa, Arthropoda, Insecta, Hemiptera, Pentatomidae.
AUGGAUGUUGCUACAGUUCCCUCGCCAGAGCUAACUCCUUGGGGGAUUUGCUCUGACUCUGAGGUAAUUGCCAUAUUUGUCUUGCGCCGCAGUACUCGUCUCCUAGUCCGACAAGGAACUAAAUUGGGCACCGCUAAUGAGGAUCUAUGGCAUCAUCUUCCUUGCCCAUGUUUAGCAAGUUAUGCUGGAAUAAAUGCGCCUAGGCCGUCGAGACCUUUAGAAGUGAAAUGCGUGUUGCGCAAUGACGUUCUGUUGAUCUUGGGACUCCUGAGGCGUUGCGCAAACCAGUGCGCACCACUUAGACGUCCUAAACCAAUUAUUUGCUCGUUUGCUGGUGUGUCGAUUCGUCCUGCCCUGCUGUCCUUCCCUGGUGGAGCACUGUAA